Molecule: messenger RNA, 2633 nt
Organism: Seminavis robusta
Lineage: Eukaryota; Bacillariophyta; Bacillariophyceae; Naviculales; Naviculaceae
Source: the annotation of a GenBank genome assembly
GCCUGGUUGUCUGGUAAUACAUCACUUCCAAAAGCAGAAAAGCAGAAAAGCAGCCCACAGGUGUGCUAGAGCUUCCGUACAAAAUAGUUAGUUCAUUGCCAGAAAAGAAGGAGUCGAGUCCACCAUGAAGGUCCUAUUCGAAGACGAGCCGUCUCCUGUCGCCACCCACGAGGAAGAAGAUGACAGAGAUGACAGUAGUGGCAUGGGUUUACAGGAAGACGACGACAAUGAGUCUGGUGUUUUGACGCGAGAAAGGAUUGCGCAGAGGGAAUCGCAAGCGGUCUUUUAUCUUCGCCUGAUGGUCAUGGCAGUGCUGGUGGCCUCGGCAGCGGCGGUGGUCGUGGUGACGUAUCUGUACAUGAGUGGUGCGGAACAAGACGAAUUCGAACAACGCUUCCACUCGGAUGCCGAUAAAGUGUUGGAAAGUGUGGGAAAGACGUGGGAUCAAGUACUGGGCGCCACGGACGUGUUUGUGCUGCAGCUCGUGGCGUAUGCACGGGUUUCCAAUAGCACCUGGCCCUUUAUCAAUAUGCCCAAUUACAAUCUCCAUGCGGGAAAGCUGUUGAAACUGAGCAAGGCAUUUGUGGCCCUUACGGGUGUCUUUGUGGAACCGGAACAACGAGAUGACUGGGAACUAUUUGCGAGUCAAAACUUGGAUUGGAUUGAAGAGGGAAAACGCAUUCAAGAAAUUGACCCGGAUUGGAACAAACCCACCGAUUUCAAUAAUACCAUACACUACAAACUAUGGGCCUUUGAGGGACAGACAGUUGGAGAACCGCAGCCUUACCUGAACAAUUACCUCCCCUUGUGGCAACAGCACCCGAUCAUUCCCGAAUUUGGACAACAACCCAUGGCCGUCAAUUGGGAUGCUUGGUUUCUGCCAGCAGCCUCCAAAGGAAUUGAGGCUGCGGCCAAGAACCAAGUCGCUGCAUUGGUUCCAGCCGGUAAUAUCGCCAUGAACCAAAGCAAUGACUUUGAAGUCUUCUUCAAGAAGUAUGCCGAUACGUUCACGGAACAAUACGUUGACUUGAAGGAAGGAGAAGCUAUUGGACCCGUCGGCACCAUGGCAUAUCCCAUCAUUGACUCGUUGGAUGCCAUUCGACUCAAUCGAACACAACUAGACAGUAAUAAAGUGGUGGGAAUGCAGCUUUUCUUCUUUCGAUGGAGAAACAUGCUCGUCGGCUUGCUACCAUCCGACUCACAGGGCAUUGUCGUGGUUGUCACCAAUCCCUGCAAGUAUCCAUUCACCUUUCAACUCGACGGCAACGAUGUCAUAUACCUAGGUCCCGGAGACCUACACGACACACAGUUCGACGACAAUCCACUCCUGAGUCAACACGUCUCGCUCUUUGACAUUAUGCAAUCCACAAAGGAAUCGGAAGAUGGAAGUGCCUACACGGGCGUGCCGCUGUCCACAUCGUAUUGUCCACAAACCAUUCAUAUCUAUCCUUCCCAAUCCAUGCAAGACAAAUAUGUGACCACCGAUCCACUCGUGUUUACGCUCGUAGCACUCUCCAUCUUUUUGUUUACAUCGACACUCUUUCUGGUGUACGAUUGCAUUGUCGCACGACGACAACGAAUCGUCAUGGAACAGGCCAUUGCAUCGGGAGCCAUUGUGAGCUCACUAUUCCCCGAAAAGGUCAAGAAUCAACUCUACAAGGAACAAAAACAGGAACACAAAAAGGAACAAUCCAUGAUGCACUUUUUGCAAAACCGUGAUGAUGAUGAUCAGGAUGGUGUUGCUCCUGGUUCCUCCAAACCCUUGGCCGAUCUAUUCCAUAAUACGACAAUCUUCAUGGCCGACCUAGCUGGUUUUACUGCUUGGAGCUCCAAGAGGACACCCUGUGAAGUGUUUGAAAUGCUGGAAGCACUGUAUGGCAGCUUCGAUAAGAUUGCCCGGCAACGCAAAGUGUUCAAAGUCGAGACAAUUGGAGAUUCCUACGUUGCUGUUACCGGCAUUCCCGAGCCUCAGGCACAACAUGCUGCCAUAAUGGUACGAUUCGCUCAAGACUGCAUUGCCAAGAUGAGGAUUGUUACCAAGGAACUGGCUGAACAUUUUGGAGAGGAUACCAUGGACUUGGAAAUGAGAGUCGGACUGAAUUCCGGUUCUACCACAGCGGGUGUGUUGCGAGGCGAGAAGGGUCGGUUCCAGCUGUUUGGCGAUACAAUCAAUGUGGCCAGUCGCAUGGAGUCCAACGGCGUCAAGGGGCGCAUACACGUUUCACAAGCAACAGCGGAUGCACUUAUUGCUGUAGGAAAAGGGCACUGGUUGACUCCUCGAGUUGAUAAGAUUGUGGCCAAAGGCAAAGGGGAAAUGCAGACCUACCUUGUGGAUGUUUCGCCAUCCAAGGCACUCAGUUCCGGUGGCACAUCGACAAUAUCACGGUCGUCGAAUAGUGGUGCAAGGUCGAAGGAGGAAGGAGUGUUGGCCGCGAGGCCGCCGAAGGAAUCCAGAACUGGGAACACAUUGAAUUUGGACUUCAAAGCGGAGAUGUGGGUGUAGUACUAACAGAUAGAAUGUAUAAGCCGUAUGGCAUGUCCUUGUACUCUUGCAUGCAGUGAUAUUAUCUAAGGGAUUCAUGUGGUUAGCUAGACUGGACUCCCUGCGAUGGUCGCUACCGUUGUAUCUCAGA